This is a messenger RNA of Cucurbita pepo subsp. pepo (vegetable marrow), 441 nucleotides long. The record is from RefSeq and is a predicted model, not a curated record. NCBI's taxonomy places the organism in Eukaryota, Viridiplantae, Streptophyta, Magnoliopsida, Cucurbitales, Cucurbitaceae.
AUGUAUCUCACAGCCACACGACCUGACUUGAUGUUUGUGGUAAGUCUUAUUAGUCAUUUUAUGGCAAAUCCUACUGAGUUGCACUUUGCUAUUGCAAAAAGAAUCAUGAGGUACUUGAAGGGAACUCUAGAAUUUGGGAUAUGGUAUCAACGUGAAGGGAAGAGUGAACUCUUAGGCUACAUCGAUAGUAACUAUGCGGGAGAUAUGGAUGACAGUAGAAGCACUUUAGGCUAUGUUUUCUUAAUGAGUGGAGGAGCUGUGGCAUGGUCCUCAAGGAAGCAACCAAUCGUCACGUUGUCAACUACUGAAGCAGAGUAUGUAGCAGUAGCUACAUGUGCCUGUCAAGCCAUUUGGAUGAAAAGGAUAUCGAAAGAAAUCGGGCAUGAACAAGAUGAAGAGAUGAUUAUGUUUUGUGACAACACGUCCACUAUCAAGUUAUAA